Messenger RNA from Caenorhabditis angaria, 1050 nucleotides. NCBI's taxonomy places the organism in Eukaryota, Metazoa, Nematoda, Chromadorea, Rhabditida, Rhabditidae. The record is from the annotation of a GenBank genome assembly.
AUGCCUAAACGAAAGCUACCCGAAGGAGAGAAAAAUAAGGAGAAUUUAGAAAUCGGAUGGAUUCCAAAAGCAGCAGAAAAAUUUUAUGAAAAAUAUCCGGAAUUAGUGAAAUGUGAGGAAUUUUGAGAAGAAAGUUUGAAAUCUUGGAAUAUUUAGCUUCGAAAAGAAAAGUGCAACAUUCCAGCUCUCCAAUUCGUCGGCCCAUUUCGAGUUCUAAAUGGCGAAAUCAAAAAAUCUCGCGACAAUUUGGAAAUUGCAUUUUUGGACAGAUUCGCCACUGAUUUACCCGAAAUGCAAACAUUUCUAUUAACCGAAAAAGGAAGAUAUUGUUUUUGGAGGUAUAUUCUCGCGAAUUCUCUAUUUUAAUUCAAAAAAAAUGCAAAUUUCCAGAGAUUUCCCAAAUCAAGCAGAUCCUUUGAUUGUUUUUGCUGUGAACUCGCCUGCGACUUUUCCCGACAUCAAAAUUGUUGGAAAUCGCAUCGAACACGCGAUUCAUCAUGGAAAACUCGCAAAAUCCCUGGAAGAUGACGCAAAAUCACUAGAAAAAGAGAUGCGACAAUGUCGCGAUGCGCGAAUUCGCGCAAAAAUGGGCGAAACAUCGCAUGAACCUGGAAUUUGGGUGAAAAUGAAGGGAAAUGUUGGAUAUCGAUGUCUUUUUCAUAGUGCAAGUAAGUCGGUUUUUUCACAGCGAUUAAUUUUAUUUUUAAUUAUAAUUUUUACAGAAAAACUGCGAGUGACGCUGGAAAAAAUCGCAAAAUCGCAGGAAAUCGACGAAAAUUCGCAGAAAAUUUUGGACGAAGAAUUUCGCCAUCUGCAAAUCGCCAACGAUGAAAUGGACUUUGGAAUGGGACUCGAAUUGGGACAUUUAUUGUUUUUGGCGAAUUCCGAAAAGGUUGGCUAUUCUAUUUUUGCCAACGCGAAAAAAAAUCGCUGAAGUUUCAGGUCAAAUCAAUGAUGAUGUUUUCGAUGAAAAUGGCCUACACAUUUUUGAAGCGAAAAGAAUUUUGGCAAAUUUUGGAGGAGACUUUGAAAAUUCGAGAGACAUUGUGA